AUGCUCGCGGCGGGUCUCCUCGUGAUGGUGGCUCGUGGCCAGCCGGCAUCCAGCUGCGAGAUCGCGUUGUCCGCCUGCUACUUUUCCAUGGGCGGGCAAGGCUGGAAAAAGUACGUCGUGGGCGACGAGCUCGCGUCCUUUAAGCAGCAUGGCGGGCGGUCGUGGCUCAACCCGACCAUCCCGUGCUGCGAGAAGGAGUUUGUCUCGUGCGAAGAGGGCGAGAUCAGCCAGAUCGAGUGGGGAAGCAUCCGCGGCCUCCGAGGGACGCUGCCUGCGCAGCUCGGGCUCCUCACGUCCCUCAAAGAGAUCGACGUCGAGCGGACCGCCGUAUCGGGCACGCUGCCGGUCGCCCUCGCCUCUGCGGCCUCCGGGCUCCGACGGCUCAAGAUCAAGCAGACCAACAUCACGGGCACCCUCCCCCCCUCCCUCUUCCUCUCGGGCACACUCGAGGAGCUCUCGGCCAAGCAGGCAUGCGCGCUGCAGGUACUCGACCUGCGGCAGAGCCAGUUCUGCGCGGGCAGCGCCAGCUACGCCGCCGACAGGCCCUGCCCCACGGGCUGUGGCGCGCGGGCUACACCUGUUGUGCCGCCCGAAUCACAAGAGUCCACACCCCCGCUCACCCUCACUGUUGCGGCGCCGGAGCCGCCGAUGGCCGGGAGGAUGCUGGACGAGGGCUGGCGGCCGGGCGCGGCGGCAGAGGCAGAGGAGGAGGAGCAGCAGGAGCAUGGCGUUGGCAAGGGCGGGCGGCGGGGGCAGCACGGCGGCUUCCCCGGCCUGCUCGCCCGCUGGCACGGCUGGAACAAGGGGCCGGAGGGCGACGACCCGCUCGACCCUUGGGACCGCGGCAGGCAAAGUCUCAAGCUGCGCGACGGCGACCAGUGGCAGUGGUGA
Emiliania huxleyi CCMP1516 is the source of this 891-nucleotide messenger RNA. RefSeq lists its product as hypothetical. Lineage: Eukaryota; Haptophyta; Isochrysidales; Noelaerhabdaceae. The transcript has 7 exons. The record is from RefSeq and is a predicted model, not a curated record. Bases 1 to 891 code for a protein of 296 amino acids.